Messenger RNA from Coturnix japonica (Japanese quail), 6396 nucleotides. The record is from RefSeq and is a predicted model, not a curated record. NCBI's taxonomy places the organism in Eukaryota, Metazoa, Chordata, Aves, Galliformes, Phasianidae.
GGGGUGCGGCCGGUAAACAAGGCCCUGCCGAACCGAACCCGGCCGAACCGAACCCGAACCGCCCCAUUAAGCGGGUACCGGACACAGCCCGUCCCAUGGAGCGAUGCUGUGUUUGAUAUACCUUGUUUUAGCCCUUUGUAUCAAGGGUCAGGGCAGAGCUGUGGCUGCGAGCCCUAGUGCUGAACCGGCAGCUAAAGGUCCUUCUAUAGAUGUCUUUUAUCCCUGUGGUUAAAUAGUGUUUCACUAUUCACUAUUACUAUACUAUAUUACAUAUAUAUAUGGCAUGUAAUAAGAACACACAGCAACAUGCCAAAUUCAAUUGCCUUCAGUUGCGAGGUGAGCUCAUUGUGUGUCCCCCAUAUGGGUCAAAACCAGCACAAGGUUCUGAAUCCAGACCCUCUGUGGUUCUCUUUGCUGACCCUGAAAUGUGAAGAGAGAAAAGGCAAAACUGGAUCAAUUUGAUCAUAAAAUGUGACUGAACACAAGGAGUCACCUCAAAGAUCCUCCUAGGCUAAAAUGCAUCCCUGAUGUGCUUGUAUUUUCCUUGUAUAAAUGGCCUUGUAUAAUCAGCUUGUAGAAAUAACCUUCUGCUAAUGAUUUCAUUGGAGAGGUGGUAUGUUUAACAGGAGCCACAAAAAGAGAUUGACAGAAGAUGACAAGAAGCCACAGUGGCAGCUUUCCUGACCACACUCCAAUCCUGCAGCUAUUUGAUCCAAAGGAACUCCUGACAUAAAACAAAGGAAAAGAGGGUGAAUGAGAGCUGACAUACAGCAAUGUCCCCCAUCUCUCUUCAGGCAUUCUAGCGUUGUAAUCAUAGUAAUACUCAUGGAGUAUCUCAGGGAUCAAUUUGUAUUCAAUGACAUACGUGCUUUGUGAGAUGAUAGCUACUUGGGGAACCAGGUUGGCUGAUACAGAUGGGUUUUUUUUUGCAGCCAUUCCAUGUACAGCCUACUGAAAUGAGGAGAUAUAGCCAUCCUCCUCCUCCAAAGGACUGUGCCCAGCACUGUUUGGGUCACCUCUGAAACCAGCCAGCUGGUGCAGUCUGACUGUACACGCUGUUAGGUUGUGUUGUGUAAUUAGUCCCUUCCAGGAUUUUGUUUCUGUGGCUGACUUGGUUUUAUUAUCUUUAGUUUAAGAGCAGCCGGUUGCACUUCAUGUCAAUGGUAAGUCUGAGCUCAAGGUGCUGGCAGGAGCCAGCUCCAGCGUUUCAUAAAAUAACAUCUCGGUCCUUUUCAGCAGCCUGUCCUUUUUCCUAUUUUUGUUUAAUUCCCAUAACAUAAUUCUUCACAUGAAACCCUGAAGCUACAAUGUACGUCUUGGUUUUCUGUUACAAUGCUUGUUUUUUUGUAGUGGGAAACAUAAUCCUUCGAAUGCUGGUGUUUAAGAAGAUGCAAAUCAUCUUGCUAGCACAAUGCUUUGGGAACGUUUAUUUCAUGCAAAGUAUGGCUAAGUAAAUAAAGGGGGGAGAAGAGGGAGAGGGAAAAGGGAUUGUUUGCUUCUGUAAACAGCAAGAAUUAAUUCUGUUCGGUAAAUAGGUGAAGAUGGGCAAAGAUUAAAAUCUGAUUCUUUCUCAACGUGGGUGAAAUCUACGCUCCUAUCUCUCAGUUGCAGCAAAGCCUAUUGCACAGCGUGUCCGGUGCUGUGGGGUGACGCAGUGCCACCAGCUGUGACUUGUGGCUGUCCCAGCAGAGAGCGCUCGGGCCAUCAGUGACACACAGAAUACCUCCACCAUGAAUCUGAAGUUCCUCUGCACCUCAUUUGCUCCACAGUGGAACACCACCACCCUGCAGCUGAUCCUCUUGUAUGGCAGAGAAGCAGCCCCUCAUCCCUGGUGCUGUCACCAUUCCACGUUGCAGCAGGAAAAUGGAGUGUGCUGAAUCCUGGUGUAGCGCAGCUGGCUGUAGGAAACAGGGAAAUGCAUUUGAAGGCUCACAACAAACAAAAGUCCGUGACAUAAAGGCAGUCCUCUGACAGCUAAGUCUGAAUGCUUGGCAGCUGGCUACAUGCUUCUAUACAUCUCAAGUUGCAAACUUAGGAUGUAUCCUCAGUGUUCCAACCGUGCUCAGUCUUAGUGCAGGAGGGGUUAACCAAUGGCACAGGUAGCACGGCACUGUAGGAAAAUGAUGAAAAAUCAGAAAGCAAGUGAAAUUAAAUAAUCCCUUCCUUCCCCCCACCCCCAAGCCUAUGGAAAGAUAAGCUUUCCUUGUUUUCCCUCAAACCAGAGUUGUGUCUGAGGAUUCUCCAUAGAAAAAAAUCACUGCUCUUCAGCUCCCAUCUCACCUAUGCCAGAGAACCACCAGAUGACACACAGAAUACCUCCAUAGUGCCACAGAAUGGCACUCUGCCCCCUGCACUUUCCCUUCUGUCACCCACCCUUGCAGGCAGGCAGUUCUUCCACCCUUAUAAACCCAUUUUCAAACUGUUUUGGAAAGCAAGCAGUGAAAGUAAUACAAAUUCUUAUUAUUGCUCUUGAGUUGAAGAACUUCUUGCAAAGACGCUUGUUAAUGAACUGUCAUAAGUCUGUAUCUUAUAUACAGCUGUAUUUAGACAGAGUAGUACCUAAAAUGAGUAUGGAUGGCACACACACAUCUAGGAAAACAAAGGCUGAUGAACAAACAUCUUUUUCAGUUAUUACUGUGAUAUUAUUUGUCCAUUUUUUUCCUCUUGGAAAUUGGAGAGAUAAAAGACCCAUCCUGGAAUAAAAUAAUUUAAUAUACGUGUGCUAUAUGGUUUUGUUGAUGAGACCAAAGUAUGUGAGUGUAUACGAGACAGAUAGUGUGCCUGUUUGGGAAAGAUACAGCACAGGGAUGAAUAUGUGUGAAAAUACAGGUUUCUUAAGAGCUCUUUCUAAAAAGAAAAAGCAAAUAGGUGUCUGCUUUGUACAUUAUUUCCUCAUGUCGUGCUCUUUGUCACUAUGACAGGAGAGUAUUCCUGCAGAAAGUGAAAUUUAAGGGUGCUGCCUCUAGGGUUUGCAGCUGGGCACUGUGAAUUCUCUUCAAGUUUUCAAAGUCCUGGGAAGUUUUGAUAAGCAAAUAGUUUCUGGGCUCUGCUUCUCCAUUGGCUGUUUCUUCACCGCCAGAUUUUGACACAAAUAAUCUGAUUGAAAAAUCAGGGAGGGGAACGGGGGCAAAAAACAGAGAGAAAAAAAAGGAGAAGUAUCUACUUCAGCAGGCUGCAACUAAGAGAAAAAGUGGAAGAAGGAGCCUAGAGAGAAGACAGCGUCUCAUUGGGGACUCCUAAGGCAGAUCCAGUAAAGCAGAGUGCCCUAAACAGGCAGUGAAUGGAAAAUGCCACGUUCCUUUUUGGUGAAGAGCAAAAAGGCUCAUAGCUAUCAUCAGCACCGCUUUGUGGAAGAUGAUCUGCCUAUAUUCACAUGGGAUCCAAUCACUUCUGCUUUCACUGCCACAGGAGACAGAGACGAGACACCAGAGGAUGGCAAGAAACAGGACCUAGAAUGGGUGGUUCCAAAACAAGAAAAGGAUUCUUUUCAACCAAAGGAAGAAAGCGUCCCCGUCCAGUGCCUAAGCAGGAUGCUGCCAGGACCUUCAGCUCAAGACAUGACCAUCUCAGGUCUGCAAGUCAAAGACUGCACAAGCCCAACAAGCACACCUACCUUCUACAAAACCAGCUUUUCUUGGGAUGCUUUCCAAGUGCCAUACAGCUACAGACAGAUGUCUUCCACCAUGCAGUCAGCCCUCCUGGAGCACCCAGUCAGCCUGUAUGGAAGCCAUCUCCUGCCAAGCGCUGAGCCCCCUCUGGAUUACAGCAUGCGGUACAGCUCGGACAUGGAGACCUACCACUGUGUGAAGUGCAACAAGGUGUUCUCCACUCCCCACGGCCUGGAGGUCCACGUACGAAGGUCUCACAGCGGGACCCGACCCUUUGCUUGUGAAGUAUGUGGCAAAACCUUCGGACAUGCUGUGAGCCUGGAGCAGCACACCAACAUUCACUCCCAGGAAAGAAGUUUUGAGUGCAAGAUGUGUGGGAAGACAUUCAAGCGUUCCUCCACCCUCUCCACACAUCUGCUGAUCCAUUCCGACACACGGCCCUAUCCCUGCCAAUACUGCGGCAAGCGCUUCCACCAGAAGUCAGAUAUGAAGAAACACACUUACAUCCACACUGGAGAGAAGCCCCACAAAUGCCAGGUAUGUGGCAAGGCCUUCAGCCAGAGCUCCAACCUCAUCACCCACAGCCGCAAGCACACCGGCUUCAAGCCCUUCAGCUGUGAGCUCUGUGCCAAGGGCUUCCAACGCAAGGUGGACCUACGGAGGCACCGGGAGACCCAACACAGUCUCAAGUGAGGGAUGGCUCCAGAUCUCUGCUGGAGGUCCCACUGCCAGUGCACGCUUCAUGGAAGCAGACCCUCCCCACCAUUUCCAUCCGGCACAGGGCCUCCCAUUUCAUUAAGCUCACAUGGCUUCCGGCACUGUCCUGGGAAGUUACAAAGCCAUGUCAUCAGCUUUGGUGUUCUUGCAACCCCAGAGCCUUACACACCCCAGAAUGUGACACAGAAACCUGUGGGAGCUCUCACUCCUUAGUUACAGCAGGUACCAGGCCAGAUCUGAUAUCACCUGCUCAAGUGUAAAUGCAGGGGAAUUCCUCCAGGGUCACAGUUACUCUGGAUUUACACCACAUGUAGAAUUCAGUCCAUCAGACUGACUUGACCAGCAGUGAGGUGGGAACACCUGGACUAGUGGCAGCCAAAAUCUGUGCCAAGCUGCUGCUGUAACCAUGUUCUGCUUUGAUGGUUAGGAAGAUAAGGAUAGGACAUGCAAAUAGACUGCAUUCAGUGAGCUGUUUUUAACCUGGACAGGGCAUCUGCAGAGACUUGCCCAGGUCAUAAAUUCCAGCAACAGGCACCUCAAUUCAUUUUCUUUCAGUGGAGCAGUUACUGUGAUCAAGUGACAAAUCAACUGUGUCUUAUUUUUAGUUCGGAGUAGGAAGAAAAUAUUGGGGGAAAAAAUAGCUCUUAUCCCUAACUAAUAACAAGGGUCUCUGCAUGCAUUCCACAUCCACACCCUACUGCAAAGAUCCCCAGGCAAGUGACAAUCAGAUGAACUCCAGGAAAAGCCACAGCACUGAGGAUAAGCUAAUGAGCCCUGUAUCUCAGUACCCUGCAACAGAGACUGGCUGCUCUCAGAAGCCAGGCUGGGAUGUUCCAGCAUUGCACUGUGUGCUGGAUUUAUUGGCUUAAAUCUGUCCUGGACAGCCCUGUGUGACUGCACAGUCAGGAAUGACCAUGGAUAUAGUUGUCAAGGACCAGAGAAAUAUGAUUUCCUUCCACUCUUACAGGAGGAAGCAGCCUAACCCAUAUACAGCGGCAUGAUAUGAGCACUUCACAAAUACAACACAAACACAGCAGUGGUAUUUCCUCCUCCUUCCAGGUCUAGAGGUUGAAGCAAAGCACUGGAAGAAGUAAAUAGCUGGCUCUCCUCUAAGCUCUGUUGUGUUCUCAGUACAUAACCUUUGGCAAGUCACUGCACUGCUCUGACUUCUAUUUCUCCACACCUCUUGGUGAUGAGGAGUCAUUUGCUCAGGUGUGUAAAGUCCCUUGAGUUUUUGAGAGGAAGGGCAAAGUAUUAUUAUAGCAUUAAAAAGACAAGUGCUUGCAGUUAAGUGGGGCAUUGCAGCAGGGCACAGACCACUCCAUAACUACAUCCCUAUACACAUGGCAUCAUAUGAUGACUCCUGUGGGAAGCAGCCUGUAGAAAGGGCUGUGGCAUUCACCAUCUCACUCCAAAUGCUUAUUAAAGAAUGGUGCCCCAAUGGGCAAAGAAGCAGCAGUCCAAGUGGGAGAUUCAUUUCUUGCUCUGAGAAAAGAGUUUUGAUUCUGUCCUCGGUUACACUGCUGUCAAUCCAAAGCCAUUCUCCCUACUAAGAUUUAAAACAUACUUGCCCCUGUUCUUUGCUGAAGCUGUUACUCAUUAAUAUGCAGUCUGGCAACUCAAAACAGUCUGUACUCCUGGCUUGUCCUUGCACACUGCAAGUACAUAUUUACACUUAUUCUAAUGUAUAUUUUUAUUGCAAUACACCAAACUGUGACAACAUGAACAGGCCUGCUGGGAUUUUUAACUGAUAAACCUGUUACCUCUCAGUAACUCUGCCAACACAGGGUGCUUUGUGUUUAAAGAAUUCAUCUCAAGAAAGUCCUGUGCUGAGCUCUGGAGGUGCCAGCAGUGGGGACAGAGGGGAAAAGGAGAGGGGUGACAGCACUGCAUUGCUCUCCUGUUAAAGCUGAGCUGUUCUGUACUUUACCAUGCCAGAACCUGGUCAGGGUAAGAGCUGCUGGGGAAGAAGCAAUGCUCAGACCCUAUCUGUGACACCAGACACAUAUGCGUGAACUUUAGAUAAGGUAAAACCAUUUUAGCUUAUUAAAAUUGCUGCCAAAAACGCAAA